AUGGCCACCAUCGACCCAGCAGUCGCCCGCGUGCUCGACCGCCAGAAACCCGGCCACGACAGCGACGACGAAGACGCACUCAUAGCCGAACUCGAGGACGACUCCAACGAGGUCUCUGCUCUCCGCGAAAAGCGUCUCGAGCAGCUACACGCCGAAAUGACGCGCGCCCGCGAGAUGAAAUCCACCGCCCACGGCACCUACCUGGAAAUUAAAUCCGAAAAGGAGUUAAUGGACAUCACCACCUCCACCCACCUCUCCGUCGUGCACUUCAUGAAACCCGACUUCCACCGCUGCGGCAUCAUGGACGCCAAACUCGCCACCCUCGCGGAAAAGCACUUCGACACGCGUUUCGUAAGUAUCAACGUCGAGAACGCGCCGUGGUUGGUCGUGAAGCUGGAGAUCCAGGUGUUGCCGUGCGUGAUUGCGUUUGUGGACGGGGUGGGCGUGGAUCGGGUGAUUGGGUUCGAGGGGGUGGGGAGAAGGGCGGAUGGCAUUACGGCGGGGGAGUUGGAGGGACGGUUGUUGGGGUGUGGGGUGUUGGUGAGGAAGAAGAUGGGGAAGGGGGAGGGGGAGGGGAGGAGGGUGGUGAGGGAGACGGAGGAGGAGGAGGAGGGGUGGGAUGAUGAUGAGUGGGAGUGA
Saxophila tyrrhenica is the source of this 639-nucleotide messenger RNA. RefSeq lists its product as uncharacterized. Bases 1 to 639 code for a protein of 212 amino acids. The transcript has a single exon. Gene Ontology annotation, cellular component: cytoplasm. The record is from RefSeq and is a predicted model, not a curated record. Lineage: Eukaryota; Fungi; Ascomycota; Dothideomycetes; Mycosphaerellales; Extremaceae.